Molecule: messenger RNA, 1345 nt
Organism: Mangifera indica (mango)
Lineage: Eukaryota; Viridiplantae; Streptophyta; Magnoliopsida; Sapindales; Anacardiaceae
Product: cinnamoyl-CoA reductase-like SNL6
Exons: 4
Coding region: 262-1182 (306 amino acids)
Molecular function (GO): oxidoreductase activity, acting on the CH-OH group of donors, NAD or NADP as acceptor
Source: RefSeq, a predicted model, not a curated record
UUGUUCCCACCCACCAAACUUCGUCUAUCACAGUUGAAUCCAAAUCCCCUCUCUAACUCUAAUUAAUGUUAUUUCCCUUCCAUAUCAACCAUCUAACUCCCAACCAUCUACUCAGCCACACUCUUUGAAUGCUCGCUAACACUUUCCUUUCCUUUCCUUUUCCUUUAUAUAUACAUCCACACAAACUCACCAAUCAAACCACCAUUAACGAUUAUCGCACAGCUUUUUGAAGUUUUCAAUUUAAGCUCAAAGUUUGGCAUAAUGGCACCAGCAGCUUCUUCUUUCCAUCAAACAUCGAACACAGUCUGUGUCAUGGACGCCUCCGGCCACCUGGGCUCCACCCUGGUCCAGCGGCUUCUCCAAAGAGGCUACAACGUCCACGCUGCUGUUCAAAACCAUGAUGAUUUGAAACUGAAUAAACUUUGUGGCGAUGAUAACAAGAACCUGAAGAUUUUUAAGGCAGACCCGUUUGAUUAUCACAGUAUGGUUGAAGCUUUUAGAGGCUGUUGUGGUUUGUUUUACACGUUUGAGCCUCCCCAAGACCAAGCCACAUAUGAUGAAUUUAAUGUUGAAGAGGAAGUAAGAGCGGCUCACAAUGUGCUAGAAGCAUGCGCACAGACAGAGACAAUCGGCAAAAUUGUAUUCACAUCUUCAGCAACUGGUAUUUUCUGGAGAGACGACCACAAUUCAACCACAUCAGAUUUCGAUGAAAGACACUGGAGUGAUGUCAACUUUUGUCGCAAAUACAAGCUGUGGCAUGCCCAGGCAAAGACGCUGGCGGAGAAGACGGCGUGGGCGCUGGCGAUGGACAGGGGGUUGAACAUGGUGACUAUCAAUGGAGGAUUGCUGAUGAGUCCUGAUUUGUCCAUAAAGAAUCCGUAUUUGAAAGGAGCAGCCCAGAUGUACGAAGAUGGAGUCUUCGUGACAGUGCAUAUAAAUUUCUUGGUCGACUCUCACAUUUGUGUUUUCGAAGAUGCUUCAUCAUAUGGCCGAUAUUUAUGCUUCAACAAUGUUAUUAAUCAGCCUGAAGAUGCCUUCAAACUCGCUUCCAUCUUAACACCUUCUACACCUUCAUUGCCUCCGAGCUGCUACAAGCAGGAUUCGAGGAUCAUUCGACCAAGGUUAAGUUGCAAGAAAUUGAACAGGUUAAUGGCAGAGCACGAGAGCCGAUCUCAGAGAUAAUGAACCGAAAUGCAUGUAUAUGCAAUGCAUACCGAUCAUUACCGACUGUACCAUUCUUCCUUAACCUAAUGCAAAAGCAAAUGACUGAUUAAUUUCUAAGCCCACAAAUGAAAGUUCAUAGAUGGAUUAUAUUAAAUUUUGGUAAUAAAAAGAGUUUGAUAAA